This is a messenger RNA of Emiliania huxleyi CCMP1516, 2187 nucleotides long. RefSeq lists its product as hypothetical. The record is from RefSeq and is a predicted model, not a curated record. The transcript has 7 exons. Bases 1 to 2187 code for a protein of 728 amino acids. Lineage: Eukaryota; Haptophyta; Isochrysidales; Noelaerhabdaceae.
AUGACGGCAAAGCUCAAGAUCCUGUUUGGCUUCUAUCAGACCUGCACCGUCCUCUCCUCCACCUACUCCGCGCGGCUGCCGGACAAGUACACGGGCUGGACGGACAACUUGGCCAACGUGAUCUCCAUCGACUGGUCUGGCUUUUUCCUGCCGGAGCAGUGCCUCGGCUACGCUCUGCGGCUCCUCGCCAUCGCCCUCUCCCCCGUGGCCCUCGGCCUCCUCGACCUCACGCCGGCCGGCCUUGUGCUCAUCUUCUGCUUCGCCUACACCACCUCUCCGCCCGGCGAGGAGCUAGAGCAGGUCUCCUACAUGCGGCAGGACGCGAGCGUCAAGUGCGGCUCCGACGAUCACGGACCCAUCACCGCCCUCGCCACCGGCUUCAUCGUCCUCUGGCCCGCCGGCUCGCUGGUCCUCUUCACGUCGCUCCUCGCCGCUUGCUACAAGCCGCUGCAGGCCAAGACGCCGACUGCUCUGACGCGGGCCACCGCCUUCCUCCACCGGGAGUACGAGAAGACCUGGUACUGGUGGGAGGCGGUCGAGCUGGCGCGCAAGCUCGUGCUGACUGGCUUCGUGCUUCUGAUCCCGGAGGAGCGCGCCUUUGUUCGCCUCGUGGUGGCGACGCUCAUCUGCUCAUGCUACGCCGUCGCACUCGCUGUCGUGCGGCCGUACAAGCGGGUCGAGGACAACGUGCUCGCCGUCGCCACGAGCCUCGUGCUCCUCCUCCUCUUCCUCGGCACCAACUGGAGCACCAUCUUCCUCGGCAUCCAGGAGCGGUACCAGGAAGCCGACCCCGCCGAUGUCCUCGGCUUCCGCAGCCUCAAUGUGAUUGUCGACUCGAUGAUCAUCCUCGUUGCAGUCGUGCUCGCCUUCUUCCUCGUCGGCGCCAUCAUCGCCGCCCGUCGCGUCGCCAAGAUCCCCACGAUCCGACUCGUCUCGACCAAGCAGCCCCCCGAGCUGAGCAUCGUGAGGGGCCUCACGUGGCACCUCUUCAACAGCCACAUCUGGUCGACCGGUCAAGACGCCGUCAAGGUCAUCAAGGGUGAGCUCGAGCAGCUGCUGCCGGACAUCAAAGUAGAUGAUCUCAAGGAUAUCGGGGCGCUGGAGGAGUACAUCCAGAGCUCGCAGGUCAUCCUCUUCUUCCUCUCGCAGGGCUACUUCCGCUCCAAGGCUCGCCUCUUCCUCCCACCCCGCCUCUACCGCACCCUGGCCCCAAGAACUGCCGCCUCGCCCGCGCCACAGAACUGCCUCCGAGAGGUCCGCUCGUCGCUCGAGAAGGACAAGCCGCUCGUCCUCGUCCAAGAAGCGGACCCUGAAAAGGGCGGCGGGACGCUCCAGGCGCUGCGCGGCGAGUGCCCCGAGGACCUGCAGCCGGCCAUCUUUGACAACGACUGGCCGCUCACGAUUUGGUAUCGCAUCGAAGAGUUUCAGCUCGUCUCGCUCAAGAUCAUCGCCGAGGCGCCGCCGGCCACAGCCAGCCGCUUCGCAGCGGUGCUCCUCUGCUCGCCCAACUAUCUGAACGAGGCCUCCCUCCCGCUCUGCGUGUCGGGCGAGCCAGAGAGCCAGCCGCUCGCCUUUUCCAAACCGUGCACGCUCUGGGCCUCGCCGGCCAACCCGGGCGCCGCAGAGCUGGCCUGCGAGCUUGCCAGGGCCUUUCCCGGCCUCACCGUCUCCACCGUUGCGGACGUUGGCUCCUCUGCAUCAGCACGCCCCUCCACGGCACUUCGCGGGUUGGCACGCCGAUCGCGCCGCGCCGCCGAUGUGACCCACAUGCUGUUGUACCUCAAUCAGAAUACCUGGCUGGAGGAGGACGGCGAGCGGCUGGCCGAGCAGGUCAAGCAAGCGCGCGAGGACAAGCUGAAGAUCGUCAUGGCGCACGAGAACGACCCCGCGCUCGGCGGCUGCCAGUUCGCGCGCUUUUUCGAACUCGACUUUGCCUUUCGUGACGAGCAGGGCCGUCCCUGCCCGCAGGUUUCGCUCGUGCUUCUGGCAAAGAGCCUAGGCGCGACCCCCGCUCGGUCGCGGGCGGACCUCCUCGUUUCAGGCAGCGUCGCUGAGGGCAGCACCAGCCUCGCGAAGCGAAGCUUUGGCGGCCUCAGCCGGGUGUUCGCCAAGAUGAGCAGCCGCAGCUCUGCGGAGGCGCGCGACGUCUCUGCCGGCGAGGCGUCGUCGGUGCAGCGGCAGGUCUGA